AUGAAGAGGACAAAGGUCUCAAUCACUCGGGAAAAAAAGAACCAGGGAUUGCGUACGGAGGAGUCCAUUUCCUUCAGUGAUGAGGAUGUGGAGGGCAUCAUUCAACCCCACAAUUAUGCUUUGGUAAUUUUUGUCCUCAUUAAUAAAUCUCAGGUUAAGCGUAUUUUGAUUGAUCUAGGUAGUUCGACCAAUAUUAUCCUUUGGAAAGUGGUAGAGCAGCUAGGGCUGUUGGACCAAAUUGUGCUGGAAGCUCGGUUUCUAAACGGGUUCAACAUGACAUGUGAAACUAAGAAUGGGGAAAUCACUCUGCCAGUGAAUACCGUCGGGACAGUUCAAAAAACGAAGUUCUACAUCAUCAAAGGAGAGAUGAGAUACAAUGCAUUGCUUGGUAGGACUUGGAUGCACGACAUGAGGGCAGUACCCUUGAUGUUACACCAAAUGUUGAAAUUUCCGACCCCUGAGGGGGUAAAAACAAUUCAUAGGGAGCAGCCGGCUGCAAGGGAGAUGUUUACAGUUGAAGAAGUAGCUCCAAUACUGAAGGCACUAUCUUUAAAGGCAAUAAAAAAAGUUAGUCAAUGGAAAAGAUGCUAA
This is a messenger RNA of Lycium ferocissimum, 591 nucleotides long. RefSeq lists its product as uncharacterized. Lineage: Eukaryota; Viridiplantae; Streptophyta; Magnoliopsida; Solanales; Solanaceae. The transcript has a single exon. The record is from RefSeq and is a predicted model, not a curated record. The coding region runs from base 1 to 591 and encodes 196 amino acids.